AUGCGUUGCGUGCUCGCGCUCCUGGCGCUUGCGUUUCGUUUCACCGACGCCUGUACUGCGUACGCUGUCGGAAAGGGCGCAUCGGUCGACGGGAGUGUAAUGCUCUCCCAUUCAGAAGAUUCGUCCAACACACACGAUCCAAGGAUAGCAUUCGUGCCAGCGGCAGAUCACGAGGAGGGAUCAAAGAUGCCGGUGUACCCAGACGGCGAAAACUACCCGCGCUUUGUUGGCGUUGAUCGUGGCUCGACGUAUGAGCCUGUGGGGGCGCAAAAGGCGACGAAGCCGCUCGGGUAUAUUGAUCAGGUGUCGCACACCAUGGCAUACAUUGACAGCACGUAUGCGAUGCAAAACGAGUGCCACCUCAUGUUCGGCGAGUCGACCGCUUCGUCUGCGUUUCGCGCUCUUGAUAAGGCCGCGGAUGGUGGCACGGCCCUCUUUUGCGUGAACGAGCUGACCCGAGUCGCAGCCCAGCGCGUGUGCAGCGCGCGUGAGGCAAUCAAGCUGAUGGGGAGCCUCGCAGAGGAGCACGGCUUCUACGGAGCCGAUGGAGGCGCGGGUGAGGUCCUGAUGGUGGGAGAUACGGAGGAGGUCUUCAUAUUCCACAUCCUAUCCGACCCCACAAAGAAGAGCGCAAUCUGGGUCGCGCAGCGCGUCCCCGACGACCACGCUGCCGUGAUCGCGAACUGCUUUUCCAUCCGCGAAGUGGACCUCGACGACUCGCACACCUUCCUUGGGUCGUCCAACAUGAAGUCGAUCGCGCUCGAGUACGGCCUGUGGGACGGCAAGGGCCUGCUCGACUUUAGCGGCGCCUUCAGUGGGGGUGAAUACGCCUCCAAAUAUUAUACCGGUCGUCGCGUUUGGGACGGGUAUCGCCGUUUCGCACCGUCGCUCAAGCUUAACCCCGAGUAUGGCUCCUUCAAGCUCGACCGCCCCUACCCAGUGUCAGUCAAGGUGGACAAGAAGCUGAGCGUGCACGACCUCAUGGCUGCGAGCCGGUCGCACUACGAAGGCACUGAGUUUGACAUGACAAAGGGCCUCGCCGCCGGCCCCUUUGGCUCGCCGGAUCGCUAUGGGGAGGGCAAGGGUCAACCUGGCUAUUCGAAGCCACCCCAGGGGGCGUGGGAACGGACGGUGGGUCUCUUUCGCACGACCGGCACCAAGAUCAUCACGGCCAACAGCAAUCUGCCCGACGCGGCGGCGGGGACGGUCUGGUGGGCGGCAGGCGACUCCUCCAAGUCGGUGUAUGUGCCGAGCAUGGUGUCUGCCGGCAGUGUGCCAAUGUCGCUCUCGCUUGGAAACGAGGCGGAACUGGACCGCGGCUCCGCCUUUUGGGCGCACCGCUACAUUGCCAACCUCGUCCAGCUGCGCUACAACUUGAUGAUCCGCGACGUCAACGCAAACGCCAAGCACUGGGAGGACCGCGCCACCGACGUUGUCCAAACCGAGAUUUACCAGGCGUGCCGCAAGAAGUGCAGCCCGGAGCAAAUUCGGGCCAAAUUGGACGCCCAUGCUGCCGGCGUGCUCAACGCAACGUGGUCGUUGGCAGACCAGCUGAUGGUCAAGUUCGCCAACGGCGGGCUGACAACUGGCUUAAGGCCGGACGGGUCGGUCGAAAGCGUGAACCUCGGCUACCCAUGGUGGUGGUACGCGCUGGUGGGGACGUACGUUAUGCACGGCAACGAGCACCCAAAGCGCGUGGGGAACUUGCCUGGCGGCGAGACCUGGGGAACGGGCGCCGCGGAGAAGCCGGGCCCGCCUUCGUCCUUCCUAGUAGCGCGCCUCGGCUCGCUUCGCACCGCGCUCGCCGCGCACUCGCCGGCAGGCUGGCUAGCGCUUGGCUGCGCAACCGCGCUGGUGUCGGCCGGGUUCUUGACGCGGCGAGGCCGCGACGUCUUCAUCCGCGGCGGGUCCGAGAAGGCACCCCGCGUCGCAACGGCAGUACCCGAAGACGGGUACACUGCGUUCGCCGCGUGA
Emiliania huxleyi CCMP1516 is the source of this 1974-nucleotide messenger RNA. RefSeq lists its product as hypothetical. Gene Ontology annotation, biological process: proteolysis. NCBI's taxonomy places the organism in Eukaryota, Haptophyta, Isochrysidales, Noelaerhabdaceae. The transcript is spliced from 3 exons. Gene Ontology annotation, molecular function: cysteine-type exopeptidase activity; dipeptidase activity. The coding region runs from base 1 to 1974 and encodes 657 amino acids. The record is from RefSeq and is a predicted model, not a curated record.